Molecule: messenger RNA, 6798 nt
Organism: Neospora caninum
Lineage: Eukaryota; Apicomplexa; Conoidasida; Eucoccidiorida; Sarcocystidae
Product: putative SAC3/GANP family protein
Exons: 5
Coding region: 1-6798 (2265 amino acids)
Biological process (GO): mRNA export from nucleus
Cellular component (GO): nucleus; transcription export complex 2; cytoplasm
Source: RefSeq, a predicted model, not a curated record
AUGCAACUCUUCCUGCAAGAGAGCACAGGCGCGAGUGACGGGGAAGGCGCCGCCUCAGCAGAGAAAGGCGCGUCCACGUCCUUCUUCGUUGGAAAACUGUACGGCUACUGUAGCGAAGAGGAGAUGCUUGACAAGCAACAAGUUUGCACAACCAGCGAUUUCGAAAGGCUAGAGGCGACCGUCGUCGGAGACCCUGAGGCGCGAAUCAUCAAUCCGUACCUCGCCGUUGCCUCGUUCCGCCGGAGCGAUGCCGGGAAGCCGUUCCACCCAAUCAGCACGCGGCCUGCGGUGUGGUGCCGACGCACAGUGCACCACCUCCUCACGUACUCAGUCGACGCGGACCUCACGAAUCCCGCGGCUGUCGACGCUCAUGAGGCGAACCGUCUGCCGAGCAAACCGUACCUGUACUCGCGUCAGGGGCGCGGCUACGCCUUUCUGGAUGUCUACAACUUUCUGCGUGACCGCCUUCGCGCAUGUUGGCAACACUUGACCGUGCAGCACGUCCAAAAGCACCGCGCGUCGAUUGAGACGCUCGAGAUCUCGUUCCGCUUCCUCAUCUUCGCGGAGGAACAGCUGGCGAACAACCCCGGCUUCGACCGCGUCUCCAAUCAGGGCCUUAUGCAAACCUGCCUUGACAAGCUGAUGCACGGCUACGAGGCCGUUCGGUCCUUCCGGGCGAAGCGCGACUUCCACGUCUACGAGCAAAAGUGCCGCGAGGCUGCCGCGAGUCAGCCCGCCGCUGGCGCCUUCCCGCUGAUCGACAUCCUCGUCUACCAGAGCCGGUACGAGGGCGAGUUCUGGGGCUACCGCAUCUUGUCGCUCAUGAGUUCGAGCGGCAGCGAACGCGCCUUGGUCGGCAUCCUGCAGCGUCUCCCGCCGGACCUGCUCAGCCACGAGUGCGUGCGGUUUGCCCUCGCCGUCUUCGCGGCCUUCAGAUCGGCGAACGUUCGCCGGUACGUCCAGCUGAUGCGAACUGGGAAGUUCCUCUGCGGCGUACUCAUGAACAAAUUCGCCAACUUUGCGCGCGCACGCGCUCUCCGACACCUCGUCUCGAGCCGCCUCGUCCACGAUGAGAAACACCCCAUCACACUCGAGCGCAUGCGCAGGCUCCUUGGCUUCGACGGCGAACCUGAUGACUCCUUUUUUUCGUUUCUUUCGUUUUUUUCGCUGCGCGUGGAGAGGGGGAACCCACGCGGCGAGGUCUACUGCUACUUUGGAGAGCUGAAGAAAUCGCUGCUUCAGGAUUUGUCCAACUACCGAAAGGUCCGGGCUGCCACGUUCCCGUCUGCGUUCCUCAAGCAGCCUCGGGGUCUCUCGCGCCAGCAACUCCUCGACCCAGACUACCCGGCACCGGAGGGCGGCGACGCGGCGCCUGCCGCGCCUCCACUGCCUUUUCCCUCAACUCCGCUCGCGCCGGCGCAAGCGUCAGCUCCUCGAGCCGCGCCUGUUGAGCCUCUGCAUGUCUCCCCGUCCCAAACCCUCGCAUGUGGCCAGUCUGCAGGGGCGACUGUGGGCGCGAGCGACGAGCGGUUUCUCUCGGCGACGCCAGCGCCGCCUCCAGCGUCGAGUUUGUUUGGCUCUUCCUCGCAGCCGUCGGCCGGCAGGGUGGCAAGCAAGGCUCCGGGUGCGUCUCUCUUUUCCUCGUCUCUCUGUCCGUCUUCCCUGCCUUCCGCCUCUGCUCUCCCACCGCCUGUGAGUGCUUCUUCCCUUUCGCCUGCGUGCGUCUUUCCUGCGAAAACGGCGUCUGUUCCGGCGGAACCUGAGAAACACCGGCAAGGCAGCGAGAGCGCGGGAGGGCGCGUGCCUGGUUUGCAGCCAGCUGAGGGUCGGUCGUCCCUCUCGCGGUCGCCGACAGCCGACCAGGCUGAGCGCCUCUCUGCUUCGUCUUUGUUUCCCGAGUCGCGAGCGCUUCCCGCAGCACCGUUUCCGCAGCCCCCACGCGGCUCUGCAGACCCUGCGAGCGGAGCAGAGCCUGCGAGUCUCUGUGGGGGCGUGGAGCCGUGCGCGACACUCCGCAUUUCCCCCCCUGCCUCGCCUCUGCCGCUGACGCCUUCCCUCCUUUCGCCCCUCCCGCAGCCGGCGGCGAGCUCUGCGGAGACAGAGCCGGGAACGGCGGGGCGCGCAGAAGGGUCGGGGGAGCCGGGGACGGAUCUCGGAACGGGCGAGUUGCAUCCGGCGAGAGGCCGAGAGCGCUCGGCGCUGUCUGUGGAGGCGAACGCCGAACGCCGCAGCUCUUGUCCUCCGCCUUCACCCUUUUCCUCUCGCAUGGAGGGAGAAGAAUCGGGAGACGCAGAGACUGAGAAGGAGCGGGACGGAGACGAUCGCGGAAAGGCGCCGGAGCGAGAAGGCGAGGACGAGGCGGCGUCUGACACAGAGGGAUUGGACGAAGAACGGGGGACAGAGAGAGAAGGCCGAACUGAGGGAGAGCAGGCACGAAGACUGAAGGAGGUCGGUGUGCUGCGUAGCAAGGCUUUCGGCGGGCCUCGGAAGAGCCACGAAAGAGAAGAGAAACAAAGGGAAGCCGAGAGACGAAGACGGGAAGAGGAACAGAGACGGCAAGAGGCACAGAGACGGCAAGAGGCACAGAGGCGACAAGAAGAACAGAGGCAGAAAGAAGAAGAAAUCAAGCGCCUCUCAGGAGAGGACGGCGACUGGUGGCUGACACUCGUUGGAUUGAACGCGUGGCGAGAAGGACGCGAACGCGUAGACGCCCUACGCGCGGUCCUGACGCCCCGUGCUCUCGACCCUCAGCGACAGGAAGAAGGGAAAAGAGGGAGACUCUCCGUGGCAUCGCUGUCGGCGGCCGCGAGCCCCACGGGAAAAGCCGUUCGUGCAGGCAGCAGAGAGAGCAGGCGUCGGUCUCCUUCCUCAAGCAGGAAACAGAGCACGGAGGCGGACGACGAGACUGAGGCGGCCGACGAGGCGGAACUUCAAGAGUUAGAGAACGUCUUGUUCUUCGCUCGUGACCAUCCAGUGAAGAAGCAGAAGACGGAAGAGCCACUGGCGUGUGCGGGAUCGACCCGGCAACGGCCGGCGACUUCUCAGCAGAGCCAAACCUCGCUCGUUCUUCCCUGCGUUUGCUCGCCUGUCUCCCCCGAUGCGGCCUCUCCUCUUCGGCGACGUCCUUCCCUUUCCCGUUCUCAAGAGACGACAGCGGGUGCGGGCGGUCUGUCUCCUUUCUCGCGACACCAGCAGGCGCUUGUCGUUUGGCGCGAAGAACGGAGGCGAAAGAGGAAGGACGAGCUAGCAGGCUCGGGGGCGCGUCCGCAGACACAACCGACGCUCGGCGCCCUCGUUGCUACGGUCGUUCGCCGACGCGGCGCGCCUAGAGUGUCUCCGCCGUACGCGCCGGGGGACAGCCGCGACAGCGAGGGCCUGGAGAGCCGUCGGCCGCCGCCGAUCGGCGUGAAGCCCAGAUCAACGGAGGCGGCAGAUCGAAGCUACGGCGGAGGCGAAGAAGAGCUGGAAGGCGAAGAGAGAGGAACCGAUGCUUUGGGUGUUUUCGCGAAAUUCGUCUUCUUCACUUCUGCGUGGCUUCUCCUCGAUGGCCAGCCGCUGCCUCGCGAUCCGGUUUUCCAGCAUGUCUCGAACGGCGCAGCGGGAGGCAGUCAUGCGCGCCCGCCUUUGCUUCUGGAGUCCGGCCGAUCGGGGGGCGAUCGAUGGCUAGACCGAGACGAAGACACGAUUGAACUGCGGCCGGACAGUGCAGUCAGCCCCGACACACUCGCCUCGUCCAUGGUGGCGCUUGCCCUAUCCUUGGGUCCCGGCCGCCAGAGACAGGCGGAGUCAGGAACUCCGUCCUCUUCGUUCUCGCGAGACGGGCGUCUUUCGCUGUCUGGGCGAGUCGCGUUCGCGCUCUCUUCUCCCGCGGUGGUACAGCGACAGGGACAUCGAAAGGAAAAGGCCGCGCAGGAGCUUGUGGUACCCAGCACAGUCUUCCUCUGGCCUGCUAGUCAGGAGGGACAGCGAGAAGCAUGGAGCAUGUCUCCGUCGGUCUCUUCUGUGUCGCCUCCAGUGUACACGUGCUUGCAUGUCGUUGGCUGUCGCUGGGCAGUCGCCAGGAGCACGACGAGCGCGGCCGCGCCAGAGUUGCCUUUCUCGUCGUGUUCACCCGACCGGAGAAGGCUGCGGCGAGCCGGAGAGACGGACGCCUGCGCGGGGGUAUCCGACGCCUACCCGAGCCGCCAGCCUGAGGGAGAGCCGUUUUUUCUCAGGGAACAAGAAGCCGUGGCAGGCACGACAGGCGUGUUCUUGACGCUUCCCUUCUCGAUAGCGGUUACGGGCCCCCAGACUGUGUUUUGUGCGUUCCAAGGGCGAGAGCGUACAUCGAGGGCGUCUGCCUUCUCGUUCUUCUGUCCUCGCCGCGCGGUCCCAGAAGCGAACGCCGGAGAAGGCGACGGCCCGUCGUCUUCCGGCUCCUGGGCCCCGGUUUUCUGGGAAGAUUUGGAGCCGGUGUGUGUGUCUCGUGGCGACCGGGGAGAAGGCAGGUGCCGGGACGAAGCCGAGGAAAACGCGAGGGCAAAGCAGAUGUGGAGAGAGAUCUUGAGUCGUCUUGUUUCCUUCGUGCCGCGAUUUGGUACUGAUGACCAGUCCCUCUGUUCCGACCGGGCACCAGCCUCCCGGUCGCCCUCAGCGACGUACCAAGAAGACGCCAGCGAGGGCUCUCGGGGGGCGACCCGCAAGGAGGGCUCAGGAGCUCCUCACGAAAUCGCGACGCCGCCCGUGCGCCUCCUCUUCACUCUCGUCGUCCCUCUGCAUUGCGUGCGACGGUCCCGGGGCGGGCGAGAGCGAACGCGACCGGACUGUCAAGAGCCGGCAGAAGACGCGGCAGGAGGCGAGCCGCGCAUUGACGGCAGAGUCGAAGAGGAAGCUCAAGGCUUGGUGGCUGUGGCGCUUCGCCGGCGCUUGGCGGCGAUAGCCGCUGACCCAGAGGGCUGGACCGACGCGGACACUCGGGAACGGGCGAUGGCCCUUCUUGCCUCCCCCCUCGUUCAAUUCACGUGUGCAGGGUAUCUUCCUCUCUCCCGCGCGCUUCUCGCUUCUUCCCCUCUUGCCUCUUACCCUUCCGUCGCGUCUUCCUGCCAGUGCCGGCUCGCUUCUUGCUCCCGCCUCCUUCCAGCGUUCCGCUGGGUGCAUCGCGCGAUCAGAUCGAUGACCAGGCGAUCCCUCGAGUCGCGCAGGCUUCGUUUUCUUCCUCGUCCUUCGUCGCUUCCUCUCUCCGACGUGCUGCUCUCUCAGUGGAACCUUCAUCUCCGGUCGUUUCUCUCUUCGGCUCUUUCAGCGAGUCGGCACGGGGAAACUCGAGACACGAACGAAGGAUAUACAGAAGACGAGGAAGAACGCGCCGCGGUUUCCUUCAGCACGGGGUUGAGAGAGGAUGAGAGAAGAGGAUACCGAGAAGACGGAAACGCGGGCGUCGGUUUCGUACAGGCCCUCCGAGCUGCCUCUUCGUUGCACGCGUCGCUUCGCCGCGUCACCAAUACCAUAAAAGAUGUAGAAAACAUCAUUCGCCGUCAGACGGCUGAGUCGCAGUGGCGCCUGCCUCCGGCUGAGUGGUGGUUAGCGAACGAAGCGUCGAGGGAGUCCCCUGGAGACGAGAUAGACUCCGAACAGGCGCGCGCUGGCAGGGGCGCGCGUGGACGAGACGGCAGGAAGGGUGCAAAUGCGAGAAGCUGUCAACGAGAGGAUCCUCGUCCAGUCGAGAGGAGGGAGAGCGAGUGUUUGGCAGCAAGAAAGGCAGAGAGGAGACUUGUGGACCCGGUGACAGGGCGUCCUCUUCUUGACCACGAGAAGGACUUGCUGGUCCAGCACGAACUGUGUUUCCUCGCUCUCGUCGGAGACGUCGACAAGGUGCGUGACGAAGCGGAAAGGAACGGCGGGAGGGAUAAUGCUACAGCGCUCUACCGGUCAGAGGAUGGGCUCGACGCUGGUUUGCAAGCGCGCUACACCCGAGAAAACGCGCUCCAGAUCCUACGAGUGUUCCGUCGCAAAGUGAAAGAGAAAGGCAAGCAGGUCAAGCGUCUUCUGUCAAGCACAGCCAAGCCCGGUGACGGAUUCUCGCCCGACCGCGACGACGCCUUUGUUACGUGGGGACAGAUAGCCAAGUCAGGGCGAACCGUACGAGAGAUCUGUGACGCUCUGCGGCUUCAGGCGGCGUCCCUUUUCCACUUGCCCGAAUAUAAGCCGAGAUGCCCAACAGGGCAGAGACGGGGCCUUGCCUCGGUCGCGCAUCUCCUCGUGCCUAGCCCGAUGGAGAGUCUUCUGCUCCCAGCGGCUGCAGAGCCGUGGGAGGGCCUUCCAGUCCCUCUGCAUGUCGUGGAUCCGGACGAGUGGCUGCCAGUCCUCGGGUCGGAGCGUGAUGAAGAAGCUGAGCAAGAAGCUAAACGAGACAGGAAAGAAAGCCAAACAUCUAAUUCAGAUCGCAAGGAAGGGGCAGUUUGCGCUUUCCGCGAAAAGGAAGGGAAGGCAGGUCGCCUCUCGACCUCGGGUAUGCUGGCGGCACCAACCGGUAGGCAGGAGACAAGCGCGGUUGUCUCUCUGUCUGCUGGUACGGGUGACUUUUUGCUGGAGCAGGAUCCUCGAUCAGGAGGGCGAGCGCAAGCGUUGCAAGAAAUGACAGAUGGGAAACGCGGGGAUCCAACAGGGUGGCGAAGAGAGAGAGACGAAGAAGGCUGCAAACGAAGCGCCACGUUACUCACAUCUCUCAUUGAGUCCGCCAAACGCUGUCGACUGGACCUGGAAGUCGAGAAGCAGGAGACAGACGAGGUCAUCAGAUACAUUGUCGGGUCUAAGGCAUAG